Penicillium salamii is the source of this 711-nucleotide messenger RNA. Lineage: Eukaryota; Fungi; Ascomycota; Eurotiomycetes; Eurotiales; Aspergillaceae. The record is from the annotation of a GenBank genome assembly.
AUGGCCCCCGGCAUCGCGGCGCACGUGAGCAGAACGUUUUACAACCCGCCGUUCGUCACACAUGAUUCCUGCAAGGGCCGGGUGAAGGCCAGAGUGUUCAGUGAUGUGAUGGUGGCCCGUUUCCAUUGCGCCGCUGGCACUUCCUUUUUCCUCUCCGUUGCAGAUUCAUCGGUAUGGCGCCGCAAAGGCUGUACGUCGUUUGUGAAUCCCCAGUAUAUCAAUGAGAUCUGCUCGGUACUGAGAGAAAUUGAAGACGCGGGGAUCGCUCAAGAAAAUGUUUUGGUGCUGUCGUUCUAUUCAGAAGAGCGCGGGGCCCUUGAGGCCUGUAUCCACAAUGGCAUGGGUCUGAAAGGCAUUAGCAUCAAGAGUGUCGAUGCGGCCCAGGGCAGUGAGAGUCCAUUCGUCCUGCUGUCAACCACACGACCAGGCCACAAUGGGCUUGGGUUUGUUGCCAAUAUAAAUCGACAGUGCGUUGCUCCAAGUCGCGGCCAAGAUGGUCUGCUUAUUGUUGGACAUGCUUAUAUGGGGGCGGCAAAGCAAGGUGCCGGGUACAAGAGUUGGGCCAGCCUUGUCUCAGCUCAUGCUGCCAGUGGCAGACUUAUUAAUAGGAACGGUGCUGGGCGUUGGAAGGUAUUGACAAACAUAAGCAGCACGGAGGAUGCCUUCGAGAAAUACUAUUCAACUUAUCACAUGACACCGAACCCACCCUAA